Leucoraja erinaceus (little skate) is the source of this 3163-nucleotide messenger RNA. Its product is annotated as hepatic lectin-like. NCBI's taxonomy places the organism in Eukaryota, Metazoa, Chordata, Chondrichthyes, Rajiformes, Rajidae. The transcript is spliced from 10 exons. The coding region runs from base 246 to 1115 and encodes 289 amino acids. The record is from RefSeq and is a predicted model, not a curated record.
CAGGGCUGUAACAGUUCGGCGAGGCAGACGGAAGAUUCGCUCGCUUCUCUUUGUUGGAGUCCGGGCUGCAGGGGUUCCAGUGUGGACGGACCGACACCGCCCAGGGAGGCGCGGCGGCGGAUUGCAACCGCUCCACGGCCCAUUGAGAGAGAGGAGAGAGAAACUAACGGCGAGACGUUAAAUAACGGUGAAAGCGUGCACAGCUGCAACCCCAAACUUGUUGACGGGUCACCACCCAACACACCAUGGUGAAGGACGGCGCUGGAGAUCGGCAGGGCAAGGACGAGAUGAAGAUGAAUGUGCGGAACGCAGCAGAGGAUGCCCAGCCUGACGGGACACAGGAGGGAGCAGCGGCAGACGCUGCCAAAGGAACGGCGGGAGCAACGCGAGGAAAACCCUUUGGGAUAGUGAGCUACAUCCUCCUGGGUCUCUUUGUCCUGCUGACGGUGAUGUUUGUCGUGGAGCUGCUGAAGUUCAGACAGAUGUCUGGAGAAAUUAAAGAGCUGAAGGAUAACAUCACAUCGGAACUUGCGAGCAUGAGGCGGGAACUGAUCUCAGUGAUUCGGGUGGAAAACGAACAAUUGGCGGCAGGACAGAGAAACAUAGAAAGCAGGAUUUCCAGCUUGUCGGAUCAGACGCGCAAAUGGCACGGUGACGUGCGCGCUCAGCUCGCGGACAUGAGGGAAAACUGUCGCCCCCGAUUCGAGUGCCCUGACCAGUGGACGUUAUUCAGCCAAAAGUGCUUCUACUUUUCACCAAACUCGGAAGAUUGGGUGUCAUCGCAGAGGCUUUGCACCGCCCAGAUGGCCAACCUGGUUGUGGUCGACAGCUCUGCCAAACAGGCGUUUGUGAAACGAGAGGCCAAGACAACACGACACUGGAUUGGCCUGAAUGAGUCCAGCGUGGAUGGGACCUGGCAUUGGGUGGAUGGUACUGACUACGUUCCUUCACAAACGUUUUGGGCCGACGGAAAACCCAAAAGCACUGGAAGUUACGAAGCUUGUGCUGGUACUAACCGUGAUGGGUCCUGGAUGGUAUACUCGUGUAGUGAAAAAAUGAAUUACAUCUGUGAGCGGCCUGUGUUUUGCCAUUUUAAGAACCCUUCACUUAGUUGAAGAUCUGAAUCUUGUUUGGAAACAUAUUUUAUGAUCCUUUUUUAAGCUAUGUUGUAACCAUGGCCUAACAACAAGAUCAAAUUGCUGCCUGAAACUGAGUGCCAUCAAAUGUAGCGAAGAGGCUGACAUUUCCAGCUUGUGCAAUGCCCACUAGUAAACUAUGCGUUAGGAAUGUAAUUCUGCAGCUCGAGUGCUUUUUUUUUAACCUGAGAAUAUUCAACACCUUUCCUUUUUUAUGCUUAAAUGUAUAUUUUUCUUUGAUAAUUUAGAUUAGGAUUGUACCAGUGUGUUUCCACAUCUAUCUGUCAAGUGAGAAUUUAACAUUUUCUACGAGACAGGACACAAAGUGCUGGAGUAACUCAGCGGAUCAGGAGAACAUGCAUAGAUGACGUUUCGUUUCAUGACCCUUCUUUAGACGGAAUCUGUCUGAUCCAAAACAUCACCUAUCCAUGUUCUCCAGAUUUCAAGUAACCCUUGCUUUCCUUCUCUCUCCAUUCCCUCCCCUUCCCAGUUCUCCAACCAGUCUCACUGUCUCCUACUACAUUUUAUCUGUUUGCUUUGUUGAUACCUUCUUCUUCUGUGAAGGUUGAUGUCAGUGGAGUGGGAGGUACAUAGAUGAAGGUUGAAGGUUGCAAUCUUCCACCCCUGUUGAUACCUUCCCCCAGCUAACAAUAAUCCUUCUAUAUUUCUACAUUUUCCUUGAUAUCCAUUCCCUUUUUCCUGUUUUCACACCUUACACCUCCUUAUCUACACACUUACUUAUCUAUGUACCUCCCACUCCCCUGACAUCAAUCUGAAGAAGGGUCUCGACCUGAAACGUCGCCCAUUCCUUCUCUCCAGAGAUGCUGCCUGUCCCACUGAGUUACUCCAGCAAUUUAUGUCUAUCUUUGAUUUAAACCAGCAUCUGCAGUUCCUUCCUACACAUGUUCUGCAGAGACGCCUCCUGACCUGCUUAGUUACUCAAGCCCUUUGCGUCCAUUUUUGUAAACCAGCAUCUGCAGUUCCUUGUGUCUACGUCCUACUAGGUGUCCACUUUAUCAAAGGAGACGGAGCCAACCUUGUAUAAUGGUAGUGUUCAAAUGGUCUCGUCCUUGUGGCACCAUUCACCUCCUUGUGGCACAGCUCCCAUUCUAUUUUUCAGUUGUGGAAGGGUGGUGCAGUUAAUGCCUUACAGUGCCAGAGACCUGGGUUUGAUCCUGACUACGGGUGCUGCAUGUAAAGAGCUUGUAUGUUCUCGCUGUGACCAAAUGAUUUUCUCCGGGUUUCUUUAAAUAGUUCCAAGUGUGCAGGAUAGAACAGGUGAUCGGCUCAGACUCCGUGGGUCAAAGAGCCUGUUUCCACGCUGUAUCUCUAAAACAUCAAUCAUUUUUUAACAUUCACUAGAGUUGAAUGCUUGUACCCACAGCAAUCAUAUGACACCGAUCACCGGCCGCACGGUGGUGCAUCGGUAGAGUUGCUGCCUUACAGAGCCUGACACCCGGGUUCGACCCUGUCUAUUGGUGCAGUCUGUAUGCAGUUUGCUCGUUCUCCCCAUAACUGCGUGGGUUAUCUCCAAGAUCUUCAAUCUCCUCCCACACCCCAAAGGCAUACAGGUUUGUAGGUUAAUUGGCUUGGUAUUAAUGUAAAUUGUCGCUAGUGUGUGUAGGAUAGUGUUGGUGUGCGGGGAUCGCUGGUCGGUGCCGACCCGGUAGGCCUCGGGGCCUGUUUCCGCACUGUAUCUCUAAACUAAACUAGACAUGUUCAUUCCUAACAAUAGGAAUGUACACUGAGGUUGGAAAGAUUGCCUUUCAGUGGAGCAAUUGUCCUGCAUUCUAACGGAUCAGAGAUACACAAGCUGCAAAUGGAGGGUGCGCUGAAGUGAAUCAUCUGCAGUCAGCUAAGCAAAUUCUCUCUUGCAUCCAAACUUGCUUACCUUUUAUUUCAAAUGCAGUUUAAUUUCUCUGUGAUUAGUGGCCAUUGAUGUUUGGAAGAAUGUAACUAUUGGAUUUUAUAAAUGUUUACACUGUGGAUCAGACCACUUCAAUAAAACAAAUAAAAAAACAAUUAAA